CUCUGUCUCUCUCAGACAGACUCACACAGCUCGCUCACAGUGCUGGACUGAAAAACCCUCUCAGCUCUGCUCUCCGGCUCCGGCCACCAGAGAAGAUGCUUCAUUGUUACUCUUCAUGAGAUUAUCGCAAGACUGAGUGGAGUGGCAGCUCUGCAGCUGAUGGGCUGCUGCUGCUGCUGCUCUUUCCAUCUUUAUCUCUCUUUUAACUGCGACGCUGGGGGAGAAAUAAAUAGCUCAGCGCGCACUGUUGGGAGGCAAAUGAAUGGAGCAGACUGACAGGGGACUUCCCCAGGCUGCCUUCACACCAAUGGAUCUGGAUUCUGAAUAAUUUUUUCUUAUUAUUUGCCAAUACAUUUUUUCAACGAGGAUCAUCACUUAAGAACUUGCCUUGCUGUGGAUCUUCACUGUAAAAAUUCACACUAUAUCUUAGGCUCAAGGAUGUGCUCAAUAUUCAUGCUUCAUCAGUGGAGUCUGGCUGUGUUCUUGCUGUGCUCCCCAGUGACUCUUGAUGGGAAACCAGUUGAUGUACUUAGUGACAGAAUGAGGAGGUCAGUGAGCCACGCCCAGCUGAUGCAUGACAAGAGCCGCUCCUUGCAGGAUUUCAAGCGUCGUAUUUGGCUGCAAACACUGCUGGAGGAGGUGCACACAGCCGGAGAGCAAGCUCCACCUGUGCAGAGCAAAACCCAGAGCCAACCCUUCAGUGGGAAUGUCCCACACGAGAAGCCCCCAGGGGGCACCAAGAACAUCCCUGAAAGGUUCAGGCUGGACAGAGAGGGCCCUAACCUGCCCCAGGAGACCAACAAGGCUCUGGCUUAUAAGGACCAGCCACUUAAAGUGGCCACCAAGAGAAAAAAAAAGGUGAGGUUAGGCCGACGUAGAGAGAGCGACAAGAAGCGGAGGCGGGCACGGUCUGUCACAACAAAGGAGCCAUGAAGGACGUAGUACCCAGGCUAAGAGACUACCAAUAGCCUUUAUAUGGUACUGCACUAAGACACUGAAUAGGUUCAACUAGACUGUGAUCUGAGAGACUCGACCCAUUGCUGACUCAGUCACUUCAUAUUAUGGCCCUGAGAUUGUGCUUGUUAUUAUAAUAUCUUACUAUGUUUGUAUUUUCAAUCUCAUACUUCCUGAAGUUUCACGAACUAUCUUAAAACAUCUUCAUAGAUCCAUAUUUAUUUGGAAAAUCUGUAGGCCGCUGUGACCCUGAUUUACAUUAAAACGAUGCCAUAUAUUGUCAUCUCUAUCCAGCUGUGAGCACAAGCAGAUCAUAUGAGGAACUAUUUAUUUCCUGAAUAUAAUGUAACUUCACAAAAUUUGGAGGCUGAGUGGUCUACUUUUGUUUGGCUCUGUAUUUGUUGACUAUUGUGGACUUACAGUUAGAUACAAACUGUUCACUGAAUACAUCUGUUCGAACUGUUCUGCCAUAAUUUAUUUCACUUUGAAAGUGUGUAUUUAUUUUGUGAAUGUAUCGCGGUGCUGCUGACUAAAUUCCAUAAUGCACUUUAGUUAUAUCCUGUACAUGUUCUUUUGUGGUUGAGUUUUAAUUUGAUGUUUCUUUUUGAUGGUCCUGCUUUCAUUUCCCACCUUAGAUCCCCCAUGGACCUGUAACCUAUUGGAUGCUCCAUCAAAAUCACUCUCACGAUUUUACAUGAUCUUUUAUAGAGUGAGCCCAAGUCAUAGGGCUGUCAGACUCACUUAAUGUUCUUCACUUGCACUGAGGGCAUACUGUAUAUGUUUCCAGUUAAUCCAACAUUAAAAAGUGUAGCCAUUUGAAAUUA
Messenger RNA from Micropterus salmoides (largemouth bass), 1778 nucleotides. RefSeq names its product parathyroid hormone-related protein-like. The record is from RefSeq and is a predicted model, not a curated record. Gene Ontology annotation, molecular function: hormone activity; peptide hormone receptor binding. Gene Ontology annotation, cellular component: extracellular region. The transcript has 3 exons. NCBI's taxonomy places the organism in Eukaryota, Metazoa, Chordata, Actinopteri, Centrarchiformes, Centrarchidae. Gene Ontology annotation, biological process: regulation of chondrocyte differentiation; adenylate cyclase-activating G protein-coupled receptor signaling pathway; osteoblast development. The coding region runs from base 439 to 933 and encodes 164 amino acids.